AAAGGACCUGUUUGGGUGAUUCAACUCCAAAAACGGGAUAGUACCCUCCCGCGAAAUCCGAACCCCAAAUUCCCGCCCAAAUCAAAAUCUAACUUCACAUUUUCGACCCCCUUUAUCAAACCCUAACACCACCAUUUUCCACGGCAGAAGAAGAAGAAGAAGAUCAACAAUUAGCCAUGAAAAUCAGAACAGUGAAGCUUCGAGAAGCUCACAAGAACAAUGGCGCCGCCACAUACUGUUCGAUCCUGUGGGACCUCCAAGCUCAGCACAUCGUCACUUCGUCUUCUUCCGACUCCUCGAUCUUCAUUCACGAUCCGCUUUUGCUUUCGAGCCCGCCGAGUAUUCUCCGCAAUCACCGCGAUGGAGUCACUAGCUUGGCUCUCAGCCCCAACUCGACUUGCCUUGCAUCUGGAUCUAUGGAUCAUUCCGUGAAGCUCUACAAAUUUCCAGGUGGAGAGUUUCAGACCAACAUCACCAGAUUUACAUUGCCAAUUCGUGUGCUUGCAUUUAAUAAAUCUGGUAGCAUGUUGGCAGCCGCUGGUGAUGAUGAGGGCAUUAAACUUAUCAAUACUAUAGAUGGUUCAAUUGCAAGGGUUCUGAAAGGACAUAAAGGGUCAGUCACUGGUUUAGCUUUUGAUCCUAAAAGCGAGUACCUGGGUUCACUUGAUUCAGUUGGGACAGUCAUAUAUUGGGAACUCCAAUCUGGAAUAGCAUUACACACUCUCAAAGGCAUUGCUCCUGACACUGGUUUGGAUUUUUCUGUCAUGAAUAUACUUUGCUGGAGUCCAGAUGGUGAGGUGUUAGCUGUCCCUGGUUUGAAAAAUGAUGUUGUGAUGUAUGAUAGAGACACAGCUGAAAAGCUAUUCUCCUUAAGAGGUGAUCAUGUGGAACGAAUUUGUUUCCUGUCUUGGUCACCUAAUGGGAAAUAUAUGGCCACUUCUGGUUUAGACAGACAGGUCUUGAUCUGGGAUGUGGAUCAGAGGCUGGACAUUGACAGGCAGAAAUUUGAUGAUGUAAUAUGCUGUAUGUCAUGGAAGCCAACUGGAAAUGCAUUGGCUGUUAUUGAUGCUAUGGGGAAGUAUGGUAUUUGGGAAUCGGCCGUUCCAUCAUCAAUGAAAUCUCCUACAGAAGGUAUUCCUAGUUUACAAUCAAAGAACAAUAAUGGUCUCCUCUUGUUUGAUGAAGAGGAAGAGGAAGAGGAACCUAAUAUAUCUGGUAGUUUAAGUGAUCUUGGUGAAGAUAGCCAUGAUGAAUCUGAACCACCUAGCAGAAAAAGAUUGCGAAAACAGUCUGUAUAUAGUGACGAUUUUGAUGAAGAGAUUAAUGAUGAUUUGAGCUUGCUUCCAAAAUCCCAGAAAAAAGCCUCUCAUAGUCGAAAGGAAACAAUGGAAAAGGGGAAGGAGGUACAAAAGAGCACAAUUAUCUCAGCAGGGUCAAAAAUGCAGGAGGCUUUUCAACCAGGUUCUACUCCCAUGCAGCCUGGAAAAAGGCGCUUUCUCUGUUACAACAUGCUUGGAAGCAUAACCACCAUUGAACACGAUGGAUACUCCCAUAUUGAGAUAGAUUUUCACGACACUGGAAGAGGCCCUCGAGUUCCGUCAAUGACUGAUUACUUUGGUUUUACAAUGGCUGCACUAAAUGAAAACGGAAGUGUGUUUGCAAAUCCAUGCAAGGGUGAAAAGGGCAUGAGUACUCUCAUGUAUCGUCCCUUCAGCAGCUGGGCAAAUAACAGCGAGUGGUCUAUGCGUUUUGAAGAAGAAGAAGUGAAGGUUGUGGCACUUGGUACUGCUUGGGUAGCUGCUGUUACAAGUCUUAAUUUUCUUCGCAUCUUCAGUGAGGGUGGCUUGCAGAGAAAUGUUCUCUCUCUUGAUGGGCCAGUCGUGACUGCAUCAGGCUUCAGGGAUGAACUUGCAGUUGUCACACGUGGUUCUCCUUCUCUUCCAUCAAAUGAUCAGAUGCUAGAGUUUAGAGUGUUCAAUAUUCAUAUUGGGACCCAAACCCUCAGAGGUCAACUUCCACUGACUCCUGGUUCACAUCUAACAUGGUUUGGUUUCAGUGAAGAAGGCCAAUUAUGUUCUUUUGAUUCCAAGGGCGUGCUUAGAGUUUUCAACGAUCAAUAUGGAGGCAGCUGGCUUCCACUCUUCAGUUCUACGAAAAUAAAGAAGUUGGAGGAAAACUAUUGGGUUGUUGGAUUGAAUGCAACCAAGUUGUUUUGUGUUGUUUGCAAAUCUCCUGAUUCAUUCCCACAGGUCAUCCCGAAACCAAUGCUCACUCUAUUGGAUCUUUCAUUUCCUCUCGCAUCUUCUGAUCUGGGAGCCGAUAACCUUGAGAAUGAGUUUAUAUUGAACAACCUGUAUCUCUCCCAGAUUAACAAAAGAAUUGAAGAAAUGGUGGCUAUCGGUCAGGACACCACUUCACUUGAUGACGAGGCUUUCAAUAUGGAAGCAUCUCUUGAUAGAUGCAUCUUGAAGCUUAUUGCGUCCUGCUGCAAUGGUGACAAGCUUGUGAGGGCUAUUGAACUCGUGAAACUUCUAUCACUCGAAAAAUCAGUCAAAGGUGCAAUAAAGCUUGUAACUGCUCUCAAGCUUCCAAAUUUGGCAGAGCGUUUCAGCACCAUACUAGAGGAAAGGAUGCUAAAUGAAACCACAACAGCUACAGCCUUCCCGCUCACAAAUUUGAAUACAGAUACAUCGGUCAAAGCUGAUUUUGUGGCCAGCAAAUCCUUUGCCUCAAUGGAAAAUAUUAGAACUUCAGAACCCGCUAUUCUGUCAUCAUCACAAAACUUGUCUUCCCCUCCCUUUAUGAAAAAAGGGAUAUCAGAAGAAGCAGCUAAAGCUGGGAAGAUGAAAAUGGAGCAGAAGAAAAGUGCAAAGUCGGAGAACACAGGGGAGGUAAAGAACGACGGGGAGGCUAAAAGUGGAGAGGUGAAGAAGGUAAGCGAGGCGAAUCAGGCACAAAUACGCCCAUCUAAUCCUUUUGCAAAGUCAUCAAACAAGCAAGAAAAAACUUCUUUAUUUGAAUCUCUCAAGAAGAUGAAGAAUGAUAGCACAGGUAAAAAAUGAGAAAUCCAUAGGAGGGGGAAUGUUGGGAAGUUGAUAAGAAGACUCGAGCUUGCACAUUUACGUUUGGUAAAGGAGCACCUCAUUUACUCGGCCAAUCCUUUAGUUUGUCGAAAUGACUCAAUUGUUUUUUGGCCAAGAUGUACAAUGGUUAUUAGUGUAUAUUAGUGCAUUUUAAUAUUUAAUUGGUUAAAUGAAUAGAUUAAUAUAGACUUACUUAUGAAGUGGAAGUCCAUGAAGCUUUAUGAAAGCAUAAUAUAAUAUGAGGACUAUAAUAUUAAUUUAGAAAGAGAAAA
This is a messenger RNA of Camellia sinensis, 3355 nucleotides long. RefSeq names its product transducin family protein / WD-40 repeat family protein. Gene Ontology annotation, molecular function: protein binding; chromatin binding. The record is from RefSeq and is a predicted model, not a curated record. Gene Ontology annotation, cellular component: nuclear replication fork. Lineage: Eukaryota; Viridiplantae; Streptophyta; Magnoliopsida; Ericales; Theaceae. Gene Ontology annotation, biological process: DNA repair; DNA-templated DNA replication; mitotic cell cycle.